This is a messenger RNA of Falco peregrinus (peregrine falcon), 1198 nucleotides long. It is a transcript of the gene RPL7L1, whose product is annotated as ribosomal protein L7 like 1. The record is from RefSeq and is a predicted model, not a curated record. Gene Ontology annotation, biological process: maturation of LSU-rRNA from tricistronic rRNA transcript (SSU-rRNA, 5.8S rRNA, LSU-rRNA). The transcript has 7 exons. Gene Ontology annotation, molecular function: structural constituent of ribosome; RNA binding. Gene Ontology annotation, cellular component: cytosolic large ribosomal subunit. NCBI's taxonomy places the organism in Eukaryota, Metazoa, Chordata, Aves, Falconiformes, Falconidae. Bases 111 to 854 code for a protein of 247 amino acids.
CGGGCGGUGACAGCGGGAGCCGCCCGCCCCCCGCCGCCACCGCCCGGGGAGCCGCGCGCGGCCAUGUCCCCGCCCCGCCCUCGCGCGUGCGCAGCGGCGCUGGCGGCAAGAUGGCGGAGGAGGAGCCGCGGCGGCGGAUCCCGCUGGUGCCGGAGAACCUGCUGAAGAAGAGGAAGGCCUACCAGGCCAUCAAGGCUACCCAGGCCAAGCAGGCGCUGCUCAACAAGCGGAAGCACCAGAAGGGGAAACAAAUCCAGUUUAAACGCCUUGAGGCUUUUGUUCGAGAUUCAUGGCGAAAACACCGAGAUGAAACCCGGCUGAGGCGCAUGGAGCAGAGACCUGGACAGACAGUGGUACCUCAGGAGCACAAACUUGCCUUUGUUGUGCGGAUUGCAGAUAUUAAGGGAGUGAGUAAGAGGGUAAGCAGAGUGAUUGAGUUGCUGCGUCUGAGAAAAAAUUUCACUGGAACAUUUGUUAAACUAACUCCGUUAUCACUGAAGAUGCUGCGGAUUGUGGAACCUUAUGUGGCGUGGGGGCACCCUAACCUGAAAUCUGUACGAGAGCUCAUCCUGAAGCGGGGCCAAGCCAAGAUUGGCAAAAAGAGGAUGCCUCUGACAGACAAUGUGCUGAUAGAGGAACAUUUAGGGAGGUGUGGUAUUAUUUGCCUGGAAGACCUUAUUCAUGAAAUCUACUCAGCUGGGAAGUAUUUCAAAAAAGUCACAAGCUUUCUGUGGCCAUUCCAUCUGUCAGUGGCUCGCCAUGCUUCACGUAACAAAGUGGGUUUCCUCAAGGAAAUGGGUAAGCCUGGCUGCAGAGGUGAAGCAAUCAACCAGCUUAUACGUCAGCUCAACUAGUCAGGGUCUUUGUGAAAUAUUCUGGAUUUGUAACCUGCUCCUUUUCAUGGACAUUAUGCAGCGAUACACUAUAUCUCUUGACUGUUAAUACCUCUGUGAAAAAUAAAGAAAAAAUAUACAGAUGAUAAUGGAGAUGGCCUUGAUGGAUUUUGGGCUGGUCGUUUUUAAAGGAGAAGAUAAAUUGUAUUGGUACAAGAACGAAGCAACUUUCUGGAGAAACCUGACUCCUGCAUCUCUGUAAAACAAUUUCUAUUUUUUUAAUGCUCAUUACUGCUGGCUCUGUACCAGUUACAUCCUGAUCUCAUCUGUGGUAUAAAGCAGUGGUUGUCAGUUCUCUGGUGCAA